Molecule: messenger RNA, 891 nt
Organism: Aspergillus welwitschiae
Lineage: Eukaryota; Fungi; Ascomycota; Eurotiomycetes; Eurotiales; Aspergillaceae
Product: PQ-loop repeat-containing protein
Exons: 3
Coding region: 1-891 (296 amino acids)
Source: RefSeq, a predicted model, not a curated record
AUGACCCUCCCCUGCCCUAACUGGCUUCGCGUAGUCCUCCUCGGUCUCGAGAUCACAGUGUUCCUUCCUCAAAUCUGGCGGAUCUGGUCCCAGAAAACGAGCACUGGCCUUUCCCUCCUCUACAUAUUUUUCAAUCUCCUCAGUACCACCGAACGCUUUACCAAUGCUUUCUUCGGAGCCGUCAACUGGACCAUCGCUGGCGCCGAUGCACCAGGCUUUUUCGUCCACAAUCCUAGAACAAUCGGCGAUUGGCUGAACCUAGUGCAGCUGGGUGUCGAUUGGGUGCUGCUCUUGCUUCUCUUCAUUUUAUGUCUCACUUACCCCCCUCCCCACUAUCGCAGUCAGGCACACACGCGCAUCCUUAGCGCAAUCCUGUACACGACGUUUGCUCUCAUUUCCAUCAUCCCGCUCUUCAUAGACGCUCUCUUCCCCUCGAUCUUUCACGAACCUGGUGAGCGUCAACCCGACUUCGGCGUGGCGAUAUUUGCAGGGUUUCAUCUCUUCUUCCUUAAUACUAUAUUCACCCUUCUCUGCAUUUGCUCGAUUAUCCCCCAGGCUAUUCAACUCCGCUCGCUGUCGUUGGAUUCGGGCGUGGUGAGGGUCCGUGAUUUGGUUCUCCAAGCGGUCGUAUUGACCAUGCUGGCUGUCUCGUGGGUGUUUCGGGUGAGUCUCCCGAGUGGUGUCGAUGUCCUGACGCCGUUCCGAUCCAUUGUUUGGUACGUACGGGUUGGUUGGCCGGCUGGAGGCACGGUGGUGUUUGCGAUUGUUCAUGGGGGGUUGGCUGUCUUGGGGAUGAUGAGAAGAAGGAGAGUAGGUGGCAGUGUUGGUGGUGAAGGAGAAACAGAUCCACUCAUGGGAGGGUCGAGGAAUGUGGUUGAGGAGCGUGCUUAG